AAGUGUCCGGACUGGAAGGGGGUGAAAGUGUCCGGACUGGAAGGGGGUGAAAGCGUCCGGACUGGAAGGGGGGGGAAAGCGUCCGGACUGGAAGGGGGGGAAAGUGUCCGGACUGGAAGGGGUGUGAAAGUGUCCGGACUGGAAGGGGGGGAAAGUGUCCGGACUGGAAGGGGGGGAAAGUGUCCGGAC
Molecule: messenger RNA, 189 nt
Organism: Staurois parvus
Lineage: Eukaryota; Metazoa; Chordata; Amphibia; Anura; Ranidae
Source: the annotation of a GenBank genome assembly